Daldinia loculata is the source of this 1274-nucleotide messenger RNA. RefSeq lists its product as uncharacterized. Lineage: Eukaryota; Fungi; Ascomycota; Sordariomycetes; Xylariales; Hypoxylaceae. Bases 275 to 1126 code for a protein of 283 amino acids. Gene Ontology annotation, molecular function: rRNA (uridine-N3-)-methyltransferase activity. Gene Ontology annotation, cellular component: cytoplasm. The record is from RefSeq and is a predicted model, not a curated record. The transcript has a single exon. Gene Ontology annotation, biological process: rRNA base methylation.
CUAGCCGCAGAAAGUGGGAUGCGGUUUGCGAGCCACUAAUUUUUCUUCCCUUCCUCGGAGCUACACCACUACCGACAUCACCUCACCUCAACCUCAACCUCACCUUACCUUACCUUGCCUUACCUCUUCCACCCGGCGUCCCCCAUUCCAAUACACGACGAAGCCCGUUUAAUCCUCGGCCUCGGCACGUUGCAUACAACCAUUGCGGCAGGUCCGUGUCUGUUGUCCGUAAUACGCGACACUAUGCGCUACUAGCAGCUUACAGCAGGAGAACAUGGGGAAGCGGCGGAAAGUCACGCAUAAUGCUCGACCGGCGCAGAAGUCCAAUGCUAGCGGUCAAAAGCCGCAGGGGGUAACAAAACCUCAACCUCAAAAGCAGAAGCAGAAGCAACCACAGCCGCAACACGACGAGCCCACGAUACCCUUCGCACCCGAAGACAAAAUCCUAUUAGUCGGCGAUGGCGACCUUAGCUUCGCGGCCUCCCUGGUUGAGCACCACUACUGUGCCGACGUGACCGCCACGGUCCUUGAGAAGAAUCUUGAGGAGCUGGUAGAAAAGUAUCCCCACGUGCCGGAGAACAUCGCCAAGGUCGAGGCCGAAGAUAGCAAGGUGCUCUACGGCGUGGACGCCACCAAGAUGGCGCCGUUCGUAGACAAGAAAGGAAAGGACGGCACGGGAGUCAUGGACCGGAUUAUCUUCAACUUCCCGCAUGUCGGCGGGAAGAGCACCGAUGUCAACCGACAAGUCCGGUAUAACCAGGAGCUGCUAGUAGAAUUCUUCAAGCACGCGAUGCCGUCCCUAGCACCCGGGGGCUCGAUCGUCGUUACGUUAUUCGAGGGCGAGCCGUACACGCUGUGGAACAUUCGAGACCUCGCUAGGCACACUGGUCUCCAAGUUGAGCGCAGCUUCAAGUUCCAAGCAAGCGCAUAUCCGGGCUAUCACCACGCGAGGACGCUCGGCGUGGUGAAGAGCAAAAGCGGAGAAGCGGGCGGCGGUUGGAAGGGUGAGGAUAGGGCUGCGAGAAGCUAUAUAUUCGUUCGGAAAGACGACGAAGCUCGGCCGCGUCCGGGAAGUAGUAAGAAGCGCUCGAGGGCUCGGGAUGAUGAGUCUUCGGACGAUGAUUGAUGUGCAAAUUGCAUAUAUAAUACCCCUGUGAAUUUCCCUCGAUGAAGUAUUUAUAGACGAAGAUAUGACUCUUAGAUAUAAGGUCUUACGCAUUUAAUCCCUAGAGCUAUAUGAAUUCGACUUUGAAUAAGAUUACAAUUAAGUAUAA